Molecule: messenger RNA, 6311 nt
Organism: Bicyclus anynana (squinting bush brown)
Lineage: Eukaryota; Metazoa; Arthropoda; Insecta; Lepidoptera; Nymphalidae
Gene: toc
Exons: 12
Coding region: 211-4464 (1417 amino acids)
Source: RefSeq, a predicted model, not a curated record
CGCACGCGUAACAUCGCUGUAGAGAAUAGCCUAUAUUUUUCACCAUAUUCGCCGGCAACGACAAAUCCAGUAUUGAUCGGGCCUUCGCCGCGAAACGGCGUCUCGAAAAUGUGAUACGAAUUUUCCGCGUCGACCAUUGUUCGAUACAAUAAUACUCACCAGUCAAUCGAUGGUAAAUUAGUGAAAUCAUGGCGAUUUUGUUGUGCUCGUAUGGUGUCAAGGCUUAACGAUAUGUCGAAGAUACCCAUCGAUAGACAUGGCAAAUCAAGAUCGCUAAAUAUCCGCGGCAUCUAUUCGAAUGAACCUCUAAAAAUAAGAACAUGUCCCGAUGUUAAAAAUAGAGGAAUCCCUGAAAACACAAUAGAUGUAAAAGGAAAAGAAAAGUUAAUUAUAAACAAACCUUAUAUGUCGUUCAUUCCGAAAAUGAAUAUGAUGAACUCGGAAAAAGUAGUAGACAAAAAUCCCCGUAUUUUAGAUUUGAGGGAAAAAUUAAAUGAAAUUUCAAGAAAACAAGAUCAUAACGUUGAUAAAAUAACUAAAGGUUUACUAAACGAUAUAACGCAACAGCUAGAAGACAAAGAAGGGGAUGAGUCCGGGCCUUACAGUUUAUUAUUUGAUCUCCAAACAAAUCCUUCUACUUCUUCAAAGCCACUGACCAGGCCAGAGUCUUGGAAUCUAAAAUCAGUAGGAGACCUUCUUGAAGCAAAAUCUCAAAGUUUAAGUAGAAUAACUUGUUUGAGUAACAAAAGUGUAGAAAGAUUGCCGAAUGUUUUGAAUUUUGAUGAUAAACCUAUGAAAGAAUUUGAAUAUUCAUGCGAAAAAGAACUAAACUACUCUACUAAGAAACCGUUUAGUACUCAAUCAAGGUCUGAUCUCUGUUUACAACUGAAAUCUCAUGUGCCGUCUCGACUUUACGAAACGAAUUUAAGUCCGAACGACCAAUCUUUGAGCAAAAACAACGAAGAAAACUCUCUCGAUGAUAGCUUAGGUAUUCUUACGCCAGAUCAAAUGGAUGAUAUUUGUUACUUAGAAAACGCAUUUUCCCCGACGGUGGAAGGUUUGCCAAUUUUUUGCGACAGCAGUGAAUAUAAGGCUUCCCCAGAAAAUGGAGAUACUCCAUCAACUGAUAAAACUGAAAGCAACUCUGCUGCUUCCACAAUACAAAAUGAUGGUUUUGAUAAAAUUAGCAACAGGUGCAGUAAACUCAGAGAAUCUUUAGCACCUAUAGCUACAUUAGAUGUUAUUGACCCCAUUGGUGAAGAAAGUGAUUAUAAAACUUUUAGCUUUGCUAUUGAAGAAUCGCUGGGACAAGACGAAAAUUUCGUAAAAAAUGAUAUAGAUUUUGGUAAAGAAGAUUCUUUGAAUUUAGUUGAAGAUGAAUUUUUACCAUCAAUUCAUGGUAGUAUCUUAGAACCAGCAAGUUCCAUCGGUGAUACGACGGUUAAUUUAGAUAUACCCUUGGACUGCAAGCACGGUAAUCCUAUAGUAACGAACAGAAUAGAACAAACACCAUCACCUGAAGAUUUGCCACUCGACAGUUCUGAUAUUAAUGGAGAAAUUAGCACCUAUUCUCAAUUUUCUGCAUCAACAUUACAUGACUCACAGACAUACUCCGAUAGUAAAAACGAUAAAUCCAUGGAAACAUCAAAGGUGUCUAAUAGUUUUAUAACGAGUAUCACGAGCAUUACAAGUCUUGAUGGUUAUCAAGGAGAUGGUGAAAUGUCAAGACCUGUAAGUAGAAGUGCAGAUCAUAAUGUGGGACCCAGAGAAGAUGCCAUUGAAAUGGAUUGGCAGAAUGUGCCGGUAACCAGAAGAAUUGACCCUAUGACCGAUUCUGACUUCUUCACAGAAAGUGAUGCGGAUGGCUUAGAUGAACAUAUGCAAAGAGGCGACAGAAAAGCACAAGUAAUUGAUGGUGCCCUUUAUGGUGGUAAAAACGGGAAUGGAAACGCUCCUCUAAUUGUAAAUAGAAGCGAAGAUUCUUGCAUGGAGUCCAGUGGAGUAUAUACAGAUUUUGAAAACCACCGCUCAUCGCCUGUUUUCUUAAACGUUAUAAACGAUAUGUCUCCAACUUCUACGACAUCUACACAUUCAGAAUGCAGUCAGAAAAGUUCUGGCAAAAUCAAUCUCUGUUUCACUCCUUUGGAAGACACCCAAGAGGAACAAAACUCUGAUAUAUCGUCGCAUGUCAUUGACGAAGAUGAGACUCCGAAGAACACAAGUAAAAGAAAUUCUCUAAAUAGUGUAAAAGAUGCAAGAUGUGUAGAUAAAAAUAAGGAAGAGAAACGAAGCUUUACGUUGAAAAAAUAUAAAAUGCCUAAACGUGAUGUACCUAGCAAGCUCAAGACCAUGUUGGCAAACAGAAAGACUGAUGCAGAUAAUAGCGUACAAAGUAGUCCUAAAAUUGUGAAGAAAACAGAAAGGCGGGACAACUUUUUGAAAAAGAACUCUUUGGAUAUAAAAAUUGAUUAUAAAACAAAAUCAUUUAAAGAUAUUAAAUCAAAAGUGGAUUGCUCGUUCACGUUGCAGCGUUCGCAGACAUCGUGUAGCGUAACAAGAAUGCUGAGCUCAAAGUCAACGAAUACUAACAUGAAACCAAAAAGUCGCCAUAUGCGCAUGCGGAUGGACCUGGGCUCUGCCAACGGCAGUGGCAAAAGCAGUUUGCACAGUUCUCAAAGUGACAUCAGCGCUUCCAGCACUCCUCUUGGGAAACAUACAUCCAGUCGCUUCCCUUUACUCAGAAAUGGGAAGAAGCGGGAGAGCGCCCCGACGCCCACCACCCCCAGCCGCCCGCCCCCGGCGCCGCAACCCCCGCCCGCGACCGUCAAGAAAAAUGGCGUGGUCCAAAAGCUGUCAUCGUCACCAGUGGCAGUGCGUGCGCGCAACUCGCUCGCCCCGCCACCUUCUCCUAGAAAACCACCUCCUCUCAGAGUGCCAGCACAGAGACCCAACACCCUUGCUACCACUAAAGAGCCGCCCCGCGUGACGGCGGCGGUGGGGCCACGAGGCAAGCGGGUGCAGACGCCGCAGCCGGUCCGCUCGCCGCCCGCUCCGCUCGUCGCGCCCACGCCCGCUCAGCCGCGCGAGCAAUCAGCCGCGCUCGCUCACGCUGCCAAGGGCGUAGAGGCACUGGGCGUUUUAGUGCAGUAUUUAGUAUUCCGAUUGGAUGCGCUAAACAGCGGCUCAUGGCGGCAAGAGGCGGAGCGCUGGCGCGGCGUGGCGGCGGCCGAGCGCAGCAGCGCCGCGCGCGCCGACCGCGACCGACAGCAGCGCGCGCAGAAGGAUCUCGAUACCAUCGCAGAAUGCCUGAGCAAGAUCUCAGAGCUAGAGAUGGAGGUGUCGUCCAAGGAGGAAGCUAAUGCGCGACUGCAAGCCUCGCAUAUUGAGGAGGUCUCUUCGUUGGCUAGCGACGUGAAAGGGUUAAAGGAUACAAUCAUGAUCCUGAAGAAAGAAGUAGCGGAAAGCCGAGCGCGUCUACACGCACACAGUGAAAUCGAACGUACCUUGCGCGCGCAGCUCGAGGCGGCGCGGGCAGAGAUCGAGCGCGGCGCACAGUCGCACCACCAGUUGGUCAACGAGUCGCACGACCGGUCGCGCAGCGUGAGCGACGCGGCGUGCGACCCAGUCUACUGUGAAGUGGAGGAGUACGAGUUGCAAUUGAACACCAAGGAGGAAUUGAGCUCGGAUGCUAGCGAACUGGCUGCUGAGGUACGAUCGUUGCGAGCGGUAAUCGAGUUGAAGCAAGCCGAGAUGGUUUCGCUGCGAGACGCAAGAUCCGAGCUAGCGGUGGAACGAGAGAGACGGGUAGCGGCCGAGCGUGACGUGUGCUCGGCGCGACACGCGGCCGAGGAGUUACGUGAGCGAGCCGCGGCCAGACAGCGGGAAGCUGACCGCUUACGCGAGGAGAACAGACGGAUUAGAGAGGCUGCUGCCAGGGACCGAGAUCACGCCUCGCGACUGGUGGCACUCAACGAGGAGCUCAGAUACAAGCUCAGGCAGAAGUCUCAGGUGGUGUCACUGCUAGCCGGCGGUGGAUACAUUGAACGAACCCCCAUGCGUACGCGCACGUCUUCGGGCGACUCGGUGCGGUCCACAUCUCCUCCGCCAGACUCGCCCCCGUCCCCCGCAGCAUCCCCCGACCCCGACUCACCCCCGCUGCCCGCAGUGAAGGGGGUGGUCGAGAAACCCGACUCCGUCAGUUGGGUGCUUGAAAUCGAAGAAACGCCAGAAGAAAUGGCUACGAGGCUAGCACGGAGAUCAUCAUUCCGCGCAGCCGCAUCCCCUAGCGGGGUGAAACGGCGCGGCGGCGGCUCGCCAGGCAGCGGCUCCCCCGCCCCCGCCUCCCCCGCGCCCAACGCCUCCAAGCUCUUCAGGCCUGGAGACCUCGACUUCCCACCGCCCCCGCCUCCCCUCAAGGAAUCCGCAGGGGAGGCGAUAUACAUUUACGACGACCGUCAGUAUUGAAAUGAGUGCUUAUUUAUAAGAAUACCUAGUCUUGUGCGUGACGAUGACCACGCGUUGACCGCUUAAUUGGGACACAACAACCGAUACGAUAUUCUUGCCGGACUUUCUUUUUGCAUGGACAAGAGUGAUUUGUAGUUUUAAUGGCACUAUGGGACCCAACCGGAUCGAUUUUGUAUUUUUAGAGUUUGUCCAGAACAAGGUGUCGCGAUCAAGAUGCCAUCAUCUGAUAUACGAGAAAUGAGGUGAUCUAGCUUCAAGCGCGAGCGUUUGAAAGCGUAUUUUAUUAGUUUUAAAUAUGAAAGACAUAAGGAUUUUCUAGGAAUUGAAAACAAUGUAGUGCGAAUUAUUAUUUGUACCUUGUUCUAAUAUCAUUUUUAAUGGAUACAACAGAGUUUUAAACACAUAAUAUUCGUCUGCUAUGUAUUCAAUACGUGUCACUUGCAGCUUUUCUAGUAUCUUGAGACGCUGGCACAUAUCUACACGAGAAUGUAACGAAAUGUUUUCAAUGUGGAUGCUUCACAAACUAUCAUAUUCCCUGGAUAUGGUUUCGUAGUGGACAAACUCUGUACAGCCGCUCAGGCGCAAAUGUAUAAGCAAAGUGUUAAUUGAUUUUUAGGUUAUAAUUAUAAUAAUUCGCUCAGCCAUGGGCUUCUUUGAAUUCUCACUGUAUUGAAAGAUAGGUAAGCAUAAAUAUUUAUAAAACGGAUUUUACCUAUUAUUAUUUUAUGUAGUAUUUAAAAGUUUGUAAACUUUCUCAAAUAUCAUGAACAUAAUAUCAAUGGUGCGGAUAACUAAUAUCCUUUUAUAUUUAUUGUCCGUUCCACUGAUAUUAUGUUACAUCAAACGAUAAUUAUAGAUAAUUAUUAUAUUUAUAAUAGAUGUUAAAUGUUGAUUUAAUCUCGUAAGAUAUUUCCACUUCUGAUCACUUAGUAGAAACAUUAACUUUUAAGUGCAUGGAAAUGUGAAAUUGAAUCUAGACUCGUUUAUAAUUAUUAUUUGCUUUUCUCAAAAUCUGGCCUCAGACUAUAUUUUAUCAAAUUGGCUGCAUUUUGAUGAAGAACGUAUAUAUGUACCUGUGUGUAGCGCCAAUAGUUACGUUAACGUACUAUUUCUUAGAUCUUAUACUAGGACUUUAAUCUUAAUUAUUUAUUACCUUUUAUGUCGACCAUAUCGACAUUUUUGUACCGUCUUGCUUCCAGAUCUUGUUUUAUGUUGUCUUUUGUUUUAUCUGUUUUAUCUUACUUCUAUAUUUACUAUUGGUGCGCUAAAUGUUUCGUAAAAUUAAAAUAUGCAAUAUUUUAAAUUACUGUGGUUAUUAUAAUUGUCAGUUAUAGUGAGCGUCUCUUUAACAAUAAGUUUGUUUAUAUUGAUUGUUUUAAAGUAACUUAAUGAUUAUAAUAAAUUGUUUUAUUGUACCUUUAUUAUUAUUGUACAAAAUAACAAUGAGAAAAAAUUAAAGUAGUUUUAAGAGAAAUUAUGUCAGCGUUAGAACAAAACAAUUUGACGCUUUUUUAUAUUGAUGUCUGCUUUUAGGUACCCACGUUAUAUUCAGUUAUGUAUUGCCGUAACUAUAUUAAAUCUAUAAAUAGGUUUACUGUUUUAAUUUUUUAAAAACACUGUUCAAACCAAAGAGUCUCAUUCAUCUUAACUCUUUGUCAUGUUCCUUAACUAAUGUUUCAUUGUAAACCUGAUGUUUGCAUGCGCGGAAUUCAUUCAGGUGAUACUUAUUAUUUAUUUUUAAGCUAAAUAAUAUGAAUAAUACCAUUCCAAAUUAAGAAUUGUAAGCGAAAAUAAAUACAUGAUUAGAAGAAUAUCUAUUAAUACAAAAAAUAAAGUAUGUGAAAUAA